Molecule: messenger RNA, 1107 nt
Organism: Talpa occidentalis (Iberian mole)
Lineage: Eukaryota; Metazoa; Chordata; Mammalia; Eulipotyphla; Talpidae
Gene: IL15
Product: interleukin 15
Exons: 8
Coding region: 348-836 (162 amino acids)
Biological process (GO): positive regulation of immune response; positive regulation of cytokine production; immune response
Cellular component (GO): extracellular region
Molecular function (GO): cytokine receptor binding; cytokine activity
Source: RefSeq, a predicted model, not a curated record
UGCCCGCACCGAGCUGCCUUUUGCCGGGAAGACGCGGUCUUGGCGCACCGUGCUGAGUCCUGCAGCCAGCCCAGCUCAGAAAGUUCAAGAAAGAAUCUAUUCCCAUAUCUGGUCACCCAGCUCUGUGAAGCUAUGUCCCAUCAUGCGUCCUUCUGGUGAUGUCACAGGAAGCAACGGAGUCAGCGUUAGCCUGUCGCCAGCCUGCAGGAGGUCGUGAAUCCACCUGGGGUUUUGAUGGGGCAUCCUUUCCUGUGGGCCGCACUGCGUUCUGGAUGGACGGCCGCUGGCAACCCAUCGGCAUAGCCAGCUCUUCUUCGAUACUUAAAGAUUGACCCUGGCCUUGAGUAAUGAGAAUUUCGAAACAAUAUCUGAGAGGUACUUCCAUCCAGUGCUACUUGUGUUUACUUCUCAACAGUCACUUCCUAACUGAGGCUGGCAUCCAUGUCUUCAUAUUCAGCUGUGUGAGUGCUGGGCUUCCCAAAACAGAGGCCAACUGGGACUUUGUAAGGCAUGAUUUGAAACAAAUUGAAAAUCUCAUUCAAUCUAUACACAUGGAUGCUACUUUAUAUACUGAAAGCAAUGUUCGUCCUGAUUGUAAAAUCACAGCAAUGAAGUGCUUUCUCUUGGAGUUGCGUGUGAUUUCACAGGAGUCCAAAAAUAACAGCAUUAAAGAACUCGUGGAUAACCUUAUCAUCCUGGCAAACAACAGCUUAUCUUCUGAUUGGAAUAUAACAGAAUCUGGAUGCAAAGAAUGCGAGGAACUGGAGGAGAAAAAUAUUAAAGACUUUUUGGAGAGCUUUUUACAUAUUGUGCAGCUGUUCUUCAACUUAUCCUGAUUGCCACUGACCCUCUGCAGUGUUUCUUUUAUUAAUAGACAUCUUCCCGCUGCUUGGAGGCAACCCCCCAACACUGCAUUUCAUAUGUGCUGCCCACACACGUUUGUCCAGCAAGAAGAAGGCCAUCUUGGAUCAGGUGAACUCUUAGAAAUGAAGGCUGAAAAAUGUUGUCGAAGAGUUUGAUGUCUAUGAACUGUCUACAGAGUUAUUUGUUUCUAAUUUAUUAUUGAAAUUGUACAUAUUUGUAUACUAUUAAAUGUUAAAUAAAAUG